Messenger RNA from Gambusia affinis (western mosquitofish), 574 nucleotides. RefSeq names its product calpain-3-like. The transcript is spliced from 5 exons. Lineage: Eukaryota; Metazoa; Chordata; Actinopteri; Cyprinodontiformes; Poeciliidae. Gene Ontology annotation, molecular function: calcium ion binding. The record is from RefSeq and is a predicted model, not a curated record. Bases 239 to 574 code for a protein of 111 amino acids.
AUUGGCAUGUGAUAAAGGGAAGCUGAAAUCGAACCCACAACCUUCUGACUGCAAGGAGACUACUAUACCUGCUGAACCGCUGUCACCCUAUGUUCCCCCACAUUCCCUAUUAAGUGCCUCACAUGAUGUUCGUCAUUCAUCGAUAGUCAACAGGGUAAAAUGAAAAGAGGAAAGACUUGCAUUUCAAAUUAAAAGCACGCAGUGGUGUGGAGUUUGGUCUUAACCGUGUCCAUUUAAGAUGGACGGGACAGGUCGACUCAACCUGCAGGAGUUCAUACAUCUGUGGAAUAAGAUCAAGCAGUGGCAGGGAAUCUUCAAACAUUAUAACGGCGAUCAAACCGGCAGCAUCAACAGCUACGAGAUGAGGAACGCCGUCAAUGACGCAGGCUUCCGUCUCAACAACCAGCUCUAUGACAUCAUCACUAUGCGCUACGCGAACGAGAACAUGAACAUCGACUUCGACAGCUUCAUCAGCUGCCUGGUUCGGCUCGAAGCCAUGUUCAGGGCCUUCCAAGCAUUUGACCGGAGGAGAUGGAACCUGCUGAACGCUGUCCUGGAGGUGAACUCCACAUGA